AUGUCAUCUCGACCAGAUUUGAAGGUCGACGACGAAGUCGGUUUCAUCCGCUUCUACCGCUCCCUCCCCGAAGCAGACAACAAUGAGACCAUCCGUGUCUUCGAUCGAGGCGACUGGUACUCCUCACACGGCGCCGAUGCCGAAUUCAUCGCUCGCACCGUCUACAAAACCACCUCCGUCCUCCGGAACCUCGGUCGCAGCGAGACCAACGGACUACCCUCCGUCACCAUGAGCGUGACUGUAUUCCGUAAUUUCCUCCGCGAAGCACUCUUCCGCCUCAACAAGCGCGUCGAGAUCUGGGUGUCUGGCGGUACCGGCAAGGGAAACUGGAAGUUGGGCAAGCAAGCUAGUCCCGGUAACCUGCAGGACGUGGAAGAUGAGCUCGGCAGCGUGGGUGCCAUGUCGAUGGAUUCAGCGCCUAUCAUUCUAGCCGUGAAGAUCUCUGCGCGAGCGUCGGAGGCUAGGAACGUCGGCGUGUGUUUUGCAGAUGCGAGCGUACGCGAGCUCGGCGUGAGCGAGUUCCUCGAUAACGAUAUCUACUCCAACUUCGAGUCUUUGGUCAUCCAGCUCGGCGUGAAGGAGUGUUUGGUUGUGAUGGAUUCGGCCGGGAAGGAUGUUGAACUGGCCAAGAUUCGUGCUAUUGCGGAUAGCUGUGGCAUUGCGAUCUCCGAGCGGCCGGCCGCAGAUUACGGCCUGCGCGAUAUCGAGCAAGAUCUCACGCGGUUGCUGCGUGAUGAACGGUCCGCGGGUACCCUGCCGCAGACGGAACUGAAGCUUGCUAUGGGAUCUGCGUCUGCGUUGAUCAAGUACCUUGGCGUGAUGACGGACCCGACUAAUUCCGGCCAGUACCAGCUUUAUCAGCAUGAUUUGUCGCAGUACAUGAAGCUGGAUGCGUCUGCGCUGCGUGCUUUGAAUCUCAUGCCUGGUCCGCGGGACGGAUCGAAGAGUAUGAGUCUGUUUGGUUUAUUGAAUCAUUGCAAGACGCCCGUGGGAAGUCGGUUGCUGUCGCAGUGGUUGAAACAGCCGCUGAUGGAUCUUGCCGCCAUUGAGCAGCGGCAGCAGCUGGUGGAGGCGUUUGUGGUCAACACGGAGCUGCGUCAGACGAUGCAGGAGGAGCAUCUGCGUGCUAUUCCCGAUCUCUACCGUCUUGCUAAACGUUUCCAGCGGAAACAGGCUAAUUUGGAGGACGUUGUUCGCGUAUAUCAGGUGGCUAUCCGGCUUCCUGGAUUUGUCAGGGCCCUGGAAGAUGUCAUGGAUGAGCAAUAUCAAGUACCGUUGGAUAAGGAGUAUACGUCUAAGCUGCGGGGUCACUCGGACGGCCUGGCAAGGCUGGAGGAGAUGGUGGAGACUACAGUUGACCUCGCUGCGCUCGAGAACCACGAGUUUAUCAUCAAGCCGGAAUUUGAUGAGGGCCUCCGAGUUAUUCGCAAGAAGCUGGACAAGGUUCGGUAUGAUAUGGACAUGGAGCACCGCCGGGUUGCAAAGGAUCUGAACCAGGAUAUGGAGAAGAAGCUCUUCAUGGAGAACCACCGUGUACAUGGUUGGUGCUUCCGUCUGACUCGCACGGAAGCGGGUUGCAUUCGCAAUAAGAAGGGAUACCAAGAGUGCUCGACGCAGAAGAACGGCGUGUACUUCACCACCUCUACGAUGCAAUCUCUCCGUCGGGAGCACGACCAAUUAUCAUCCAACUACAACCGAACCCAAACUGGUCUCGUUAAUGAAGUUGUGAACGUUGCUGCCUCCUACUGUCCCGUCUUGGAACAGCUUGCCGGUGUUCUGGCACACCUCGAUGUUAUUGUGAGCUUUGCACAUGCUGCAGUCCAUGCGCCAGCGGGAUACGUUCGGCCCAAGAUGCAUCCUCGAGGGACCGGUAACACUGUGCUCAGGGAAGCCCGUCAUCCAUGCAUGGAAAUGCAAGACGACAUCUCCUUCAUCACCAACGAUGUCUCUUUGAUUCGCGACGAAUCAUCCUUCCUCAUUAUUACUGGUCCCAACAUGGGCGGUAAAUCUACAUACAUCCGGCAAAUCGGUGUCAUUGCACUCAUGGCCCAGAUCGGUUGCUUCGUACCUUGCACUGAAGCAGAGCUGACAAUCUUCGACUGCAUCCUUGCCCGAGUCGGUGCUAGUGACUCGCAGCUCAAAGGUGUCUCCACAUUCAUGGCAGAGAUGCUCGAGACAGCCAACAUUCUCAAGUCUGCCACCUCAGAAUCUUUGAUUAUCAUCGACGAGCUUGGUCGUGGAACUAGUACCUACGAUGGAUUUGGUCUUGCCUGGGCGAUUUCGGAGCACAUCGUUACCGAGAUUCGUUGCUUCGGUCUCUUCGCGACUCAUUUCCACGAGUUGACUGCGUUGGCGGAUCGGUAUCAAAAGGCCGUGAAGAACCUACACGUCGUGGCAUUCAUUGGCGACGGAGCCGAAGGCGACGCUGACGACGGCGCGGAAAAGAAGAAGCAACAAGUAACGUUGCUGUACCGCGUGGAACCGGGUAUCUGCGAUCAAUCUUUUGGUAUCCACGUUGCCGAGCUCGUCCGAUUCCCCGACAAGGUUGUCAACAUGGCCCGCCAAAAGGCGGAGGAAUUGGAGGACUUCUCAACUGCCGAGACUGCGGAAAAACAGCAGCCUACUCCCUCAUUGGAUAAGUACUCACAAGAGGAGGUGGAGGAAGGCAGCGUCCUUCUCAAGGAGAUGCUGUUGAAGUGGAAGGCUGAGAUUGAAGGUAAAGACCUCUCGUCUGAGCAGAAGCGCCAGAUAAUGCGCGAUCUUGUCAAAGGAGAUGAGAAGUUACAGGCGAACAAGGUGUUCCAGGGUAUCAAAGCUCUUUAG
This is a messenger RNA of Penicillium daleae, 2823 nucleotides long. RefSeq names its product mismatch repair ATPase MSH2. The transcript has 2 exons. The record is from RefSeq and is a predicted model, not a curated record. Lineage: Eukaryota; Fungi; Ascomycota; Eurotiomycetes; Eurotiales; Aspergillaceae. Gene Ontology annotation, cellular component: nucleus; MutSalpha complex. Bases 1 to 2823 code for a protein of 940 amino acids. Gene Ontology annotation, biological process: mitotic recombination; mismatch repair. Gene Ontology annotation, molecular function: ATP-dependent DNA damage sensor activity; ATP binding; mismatched DNA binding.